UUUUUUUUUUUUUCUAUCGACAUGGUGGCUAUAAGAAAUCUCUAUAGUCAAAGGACCCACCUACUAGUAUCACAUACUCAACGAUCAUUCUUUAUCAAGACUCUACCUAUACGUCGUACCUAUACAACAACUACUCCAUUGAAAGGUUGGCGCAAAUACGCAGAUCAAUUCAAACACAAACCAGCUUCGUACCUUACAACAUUUGCCAUUUUACAUGAACUGACAGCCAUCAUUCCCUUCCCUCUUGUCUACUAUGGUUUAUCAUGGUCCUCACUCAAAGUGCCUGUACCAGAACAAGCUGUGAAUGAAGGUAACCGUAUUGUCAACAAGGUCAGAGUCCGUUAUGGCUUUACCCCUUUGGAACCAGAUAGUCGUGUCAUGAUUAAUUUGGCUACUACUUAUGCUAUCGUCAAGAUCAUGCUUCCUUUACGUAUUGGUGCUUCGGUGGCAAUGACUCCUUAUCUAGCUGAAAGAUUGAUGGGUCCUUUAUUGUCUUCUAUUAGUGCCUUAUUUAAGAAAUCAAAACCAUCCUUAUAACAUCUUUUAUUAUCAUAAUGUACUUUUGUAUUCCCUCUGGUUUAUAUUUAUAGUUUCCUUUUUUUGACAAAAUAAAAAUAGAUGGUUGAUAUUAUAGUUCUAUUGUAAUAUGAUUGGAUUGGGUACAUAGUUUUGAAAAUGGGAAAAUUAUCCGUUUCUUCCAUGUGUGACAACAGCGG
Halteromyces radiatus is the source of this 716-nucleotide messenger RNA. RefSeq lists its product as uncharacterized. Gene Ontology annotation, cellular component: mitochondrion. The transcript has 2 exons. The record is from RefSeq and is a predicted model, not a curated record. NCBI's taxonomy places the organism in Eukaryota, Fungi, Mucoromycota, Mucoromycetes, Mucorales, Cunninghamellaceae. The coding region runs from base 22 to 537 and encodes 171 amino acids.